AUUGUCAUUGUUGUAUAGUAGUAAAUAGUGCCUAACCUCUACUUAACCUCAAUCAUGGUGUACUUUAGUGUCUGAGCAAUUAAUUUAAUUACCCAGCAAGAUGACGUCAAGUUUGGUCCAGCAGUUUGUCCAGCGACUCAAGUCGCGUCACGAAGAUGUUCGAAAUAAAGCGGCUCGGGACUUGUGUCAUUACGUCAAAACAGAGCUGCGGGAAUCAUCGCAAGAAGAGAUCACAGCAUUUAUGGAUGAAUUUAACCAUCAUAUUAUUGAGAUGGUAAAUGGCUCAGAUAUGAACGAAAAAAAGGGAGGAAUUCUGGCAAUCGUUUGUUUGAUUGGAGCCGAUGUAGGAAACAUCAACACACGGACCAUCAGAUUUGCUAAUUACUUAAGAAGUCUGCUGCCUUCGACUGAUGUCGGUGUCAUGGAGCUGACCGCCAAGACUGUGGGAAAAUUAGCCCUGGUAUCCGGUACUUACACUGCUGAGUAUGUUGAGUUUGAAGUUAAACGAGCGUUCGAGUGGCUGGGCGGUGACAGGAAUGAGGGGAAAAGACACGCGGCUGUUCUGGUGCUUCGCGAGUUGGCUGUUUCGAUGCCCACAUAUUUUUUCCAGCAGGUAACCCAGUUUUUUGACUUAAUAUUUAAUGCGGUGAGAGAUCAGAAGGCUGUAAUACGCGAGGGAGCGGUCGAGGCAUUACGUGCUGCUUUGGUAGUGACAGCGCAACGCGAAACAACAAAACAAAUGCUGAAGUCCCAGUGGUACAAGCAGUGUUACGAUGAAAUAGUCGCUGGUUUCGAGGAUGUUUACAGCAAAGAAAGAGGGUAUAAUCGCGAUGAUCGGAUUCAUGGAUCUCUGCUGGUUCUCAAUGAAUUAUUACGCUGCAGUAAUAUACAGUGGGAGAGAGAUUACGAGGCUUUGAUGGAAAGAUUGAACUGCUCGAGUCAGCCGAGUGACAAUGACAUUCUUGCACUGAUGCCUAGACUAAAGACAAUUAUUGUAUCAAAGUGGUCAGGCUGUCCGUCUGGAGAAAACACUUCUAAUCCACAGCAUACACUUUACCCGCUGCAUGAGUCAGCAGCUUGUCGGCAACUUAUGCAAGAGCGGCUUGAUGAUUUUUACAAUGACGUUAUGAAUCAGCGGCACUCGAAAAAUCCUCAUAUUCAACAUGCACUGAUGACUCUUUUGCCGAGACUUGUGGCUUUUAAUACUGACAAAUUCAACAAAGAAUACCGACGAGAAACUUUGAAUUAUUUAUUGAUGACACUGAGAGGAAGGGAGAAAGACCGUCACGCUGCGUUUAUGACUAUUGGAUUAAUAGCAGUCGCUAUUGGGGAUGCUAUUAAAACUUACUUACCUAAAAUAAUGGAGGUAAUUAAAAUCAGCUUGCCAGCGAAGGAAACACCCAGCAAGAAAAGAAGCGCGCCGUUGGAACCCGCAGUAUUUAUCUGCAUCACGUUACUGGGCUACGCUGUCAAAUCGGCAAUCAGCGCGGACAUUAGAGACCUUUUAGACUCAAUGCUGGCUACCGGACUGAGUCCCAUACUCACUACGUCAUUGCGUGAAUUAGCACAAAACGUUCCGUCUCUUAAGCCAGAUAUUUCGCAAGGUUUGUUGCGAAUGCUGUCUCAAGUGUUGAUGCACAAGCCACUCCGGCAUCCAGGAGCGCCUUGGACAGCGACCAGUCCCAUAGUCACGCCGCUCAAUGAACCGACAGACGUUCCUUCGACUGUGUUAGCUCUCCGUACACUUGGAACUUUCAACUUUGAUGGUAAUCCGCUGCUGCAAUUUGUCCGCAGAUGCGCGGAUCAUUUUCUUACUUCAGAACAACCGGAAGUGAGACUAGAAGCUGUCAGAACUUGUUCAAGACUUCUGAGACUUGCUUUGAAUCAACCUGGACCUACAGUAACUAAUACAGUGUCGUCCGUACUUGGAAAACUUCUAGUCGUUGGUAUCACUGAUACGGACCCAGACGUCAGGAUUUCUGUCCUUGCGUCGCUUGACAAUUCUUUUGACAUUCACUUAGCUCAAGCGGAGAGUCUUUCUGCUUUAUUUAUCGCGAUGAAUGACGAGAUGUUUGAAAUUCGUGAGCUAGCGAUCAGGACAAUUGGUCGACUGAGCACAAUGAACCCGGCGUAUGUCAUGCCGUCGCUUAGAAAAACUCUUAUUCAGUUUCUUACAGAGUUGGAGCACUCGGGAAUGGGCCGUAAUAAAGAGCAAGCUGCCAGAAUGUUAGAUCAUCUGGUCGUCAGCGCACCUAGACUGAUACGACCGUACAUGGAACCGAUUCUCAAAGUCCUGGUGCCUAAAUUAAAAGAGCCAGAACCAAAUCCUGGCGUAGUACUGGCUAUUCUCCGAGCAGUUGGUGAUUUGGCAGAAGUAAAUGGCGCAGAGAUGCAGCAAUGGAUGCCAGAGUUGCUUUCAAUUCUACUGGAAAUGCUAGUCGACGCAAGUUCACCAGAAAAACGUGGAGUUGCUCUCUGGGUUCUUGGUCAGCUUGUCGGUAGCACUGGACACGUGGUGAAACCUUACAUACAGUAUCCAUCACUUCUGGAGGUGCUGAUUAAUUUCUUAAAGACAGAACAGCAGCCAAUAAUCCGCCGAGAAACGAUUCGGGUCCUGGGCUUACUGGGAGCUUUGGAUCCUUACAAACAUAAAAUGAAUCUUGGACAGAUUGACAGUCAGCUGGACACUCUGACAUCUAUGGUGGAUUCUAAAAGUGAACUUGAGAAUAAUCAAGAUCUGACUACCAGCGAGAUGCUGGUAAAUAUGUCGUCAUCAAGCUUAGAAGAAUUUUAUCCAGCAAUAGCUAUCGCAACUCUGAUGAGAAUAAUUCGCGACCCAACGUUAGCUCAACAUCAUACGAUGGUCGUACAGGCAGUGACAUUCAUCUUCAAGAGCCUUGGUAUCAAGUGUGUUCCUUACAUAUCACAAGUAAUGCCAAGUUUCUUGAACGUCGUCCGCACAGCUGACGUAAACUUCCGUGAAUAUUUAUUCCAACAGCUGUCUGUCCUCAUCGCUAUCGUAAAACAGCACAUCAGAAAUUACCUCGACGACACCUUCAACUUGAUUAAAGAAUUCUGGACAAUAAACAGCCCUCUGCAGAGCACGCUGAUCAACUUGGUACAAAACAUUGCCAUAGCUCUUGGCGCUGAGUUCAAAGUCUAUUUACCUCAGCUGAUGCCGCAGAUCUUGCGAGUGCUGACUCACGAUACCAGCAAAGAUCGCUCCGUUACUGUCAAAUUACUCGAAGCGCUUCAGUCAUUUGGUAAUAAUUUGGAUAAUUAUCUACAUCUUGUACUGCCGCCAAUUGUCAAACUGUUUCACGCAUCGGACUGUACGAUUACCGUCAACAAAGUUGCUCUCGAGACCGUCGAUCAGUUGGCAGACACACUUGACUUUACAGAUUUUGCUUCGAGAAUCGUCCAUCCAUUGGUGAGGACACUGGACCAGUGUCCAGAGCUAAGAAAUACUGCUAUGGAGACUCUGUGCUCCUUGGUAAUGCAGCUUGGAAAAAAAUACCAGAUAUUUAUUCCACUUGUCCAGAGAGUUAUGACCAAACAUAAGAUCAGUAAUUCGCAGUAUGAUGUCCUGGUGGAUAAAAUACUGACAGAAACGUCAGUACCCGACGGAGAUGAUUAUUUACUUAUGAGACAUCGUCAUCCGCGUAAUAAAAAUCGUGAUCUUUCACUCGCGUCUUCAGACAUAACGACAAUUAAAUAUUUGCAUGUAUCAGCUUCGAAUUUACAGAAGGCAUGGACUGCAACUCGUCGAGUGUCUAAGGACGACUGGUUAGAGUGGCUGAGAAGUUUAUCAAUAGGUCUUUUGAAAGAAUCACCGUCUCCAGCGUUGAGGUCAUGUUGGGCGCUGGCUCAAACGUACUCCCAAUUACCCCGUGAUCUUUUUAACGCGGCUUUUGUGUCUUGUUGGACUGAACUCGACGACUCUUAUCGCUCGGAGUUGAUCCAGACACUCCAGCAAGCGCUGAUGGUACCAGACAUUCCGGAAAUAACUCAGACGAUUUUAAAUCUUGCUGAAUUUAUGGACCAUUGUGACAAAGGUCCUCUGCCUAUUGAUUAUAAAAUUUUAGGUGAACGUGCGAUGAAUUGUCGAGCAUACGCUAAAGCUUUACAUUACAAAGAAGAUGAAUUUCACAAGAGCAGAAAUGGUGCUGUCUUUGAAUCAUUGAUAUCAAUCAAUAAUAAACUGCAGCAAAAGGAAGCAGCAGAAGGUCUUUUGGAGUACGUAAUGAAUCAGAAUAAUCAACAGGACUUGAAAGUACAAGUUCGUUGGUACGAAAAACUCCACAAUUGGGACAAGGCUUUGAAUCUUUAUCGGGAACGAUUGGAGACCGAUCCAACUGAUGUGGAGUCAACGUUAGGAAAAAUGCGUUGUCUAGAAGCUUUGGGAGAGUGGGGACAAUUGCAUGAAGAAGCGACACGUGAAUGGUCAAGUCAAAUUGACGAAACAAAACAACGAAUGGCUCGAAUGGCCGCUGCUGCUGCCUGGGGUCUAGGUCAGUGGGAGAGUAUGGAAAAAUAUGUGUCUCUAGUACCGAAGGACACUCAGGACGGUGCAUUUUAUCGCGCUGUCCUGGCGAUUCACAACGAAGAGUACAACGUAGCUCAUCAGCUGAUCGAUGCCGCUCGGGAUCUCCUUGACACCGAACUGACAGCGAUGGCUGGUGAGAGUUAUCAACGAGCUUACAAUGCCAUGGUCGAGGUACAAAAAUUAGCAGAGCUUGAAGAAGUUAUUCAGUUUAAAUUGGUGCCCGAAAGAAGGACAACUAUCAAGACCAUGUGGUGGGAAAGACUUCAAGGAGGCCAAAGAAUUGUCGAAGAUUGGCAGAAAAUAAUUCAAGUUCAUACAUUGGUGGUGUCGCCUCAAGAUGACAUGUACACUUGGCUAAAAUACGCGAGUCUUUGCCGUAAAAGCGGAAGUCUUAUGCUCGAUCACAAGACCCUGGUUAUGCUACUGGGUCAGGAUCCAUCUCUGACUCCACAUGACCCACUUCCUACUACUCAUCCUCAAGUGACUUUCGCUUACUGCAAGCACAUGUGGGUCGCCAAUCAACGGGAGGAAGCUUACAAGCAGCUGCGUCUUUUCGUUGUCAAUUCUCUCAAAUCCAAUGGCGGGUCUUCAAGUCAGUCAGAGGAAGAGCAUCAGCCACAUCAGCAAGAAGCGCACAGGCGGCUUCUUGCUCGCUGCUACUUAAAAUUAGGCGAGUGGCUCGAGUCACUAGAAGGUAUCAAUGAGCAUUCGAUUCCCGCUGUAUUGUCUUACUAUGCCGCCGCAACUGAACACGAUUCCUCCUGGUACAAAGCAUGGCACGCUUUUGCCUACACGAACUUUGAAUCUGUAUUAUUUUACAAACAUCAGCAAGGAGAAUCUGUACCAGAGAUAAAUGGAGUUGGACCAGCACGUGCUCAAACAAUACCAAGUUCUCAGUACAUCUCAAGCUUCACUGUACCAGCUGUCGAAGGUUUCUUUAAAUCAAUAAAUCUAUCCCACGGUAAUUCUCUGCAAGACACUCUGAGAUUAUUGACUCUGUGGUUCGAUUACGGCCAGUGGCCUGAAGUUUACGACGCCAUCAUCGAGGGAAUUCGUAUGAUUGAAAUAAACACUUGGCUGCAAGUUAUUCCCCAGUUGAUUGCGAGAAUAGACACACCCCGAGCACUAGUGAGCCGAUGUAUUCAUCACCUACUUAUUGACAUCGGUAAAUCUCAUCCUCAAGCUCUAGUUUAUCCUCUGACAGUGGCCUCUAAGAGUGCAAGUCUCGCUCGUAAAACAGCUGCCAAUAAAAUUUUAAAAAAUAUGUGCGAGCACAGUCCGACGUUGGUGUCCCAGGCGAUAAUGAUCAGUGACGAGUUGAUCAGGGUCGCUAUUAUUUGGCACGAGUUGUGGCACGAAGGUCUUGAGGAAGCGAGCAGACUGUACUUUGGUGAGAAAAACGUCACGGGAAUGUUCGAAACGCUGGAGCCGCUGCAUACGAUGCUGGAGAGAGGAGCGCAAACUCUCAAAGAGACUUCCUUUAUUCAAGCAUACGGACGCGAUUUGAUGGAAGCACAGGAAUGGUGUCAUCGGUACAAAGUAUCCAACAAUGUACGAGAUUUGAACCAAGCUUGGGACCUGUACUAUCAUGUAUUCAGAAGAAUAUCUCGACAGCUACCGCAGCUGACUAGUCUAGAGUUGCAGUAUGUCAGUCCCAAGUUACUCCUCUGUCGAGAUCUCGAGUUAGCCGUCCCAGGAAGUUACAUUCCAGGUCAACCAGUGGUAAGAAUAGCCAGUAUUCAUAGUUCAAUGCAAGUUAUUACCAGCAAACAACGGCCGCGAAAGCUCUGCAUCAAAGGAAGUAACGGCAAAGAUUACAUGUUCCUUUUAAAAGGCCACGAAGAUCUGAGACAAGAUGAACGGGUCAUGCAGCUCUUUGGACUAGUCAACACUCUGCUGCUUCAUGACCCUGAUACAUUUAGACGAAACCUAACAAUCCAAAGAUACGCAGUGAUACCUCUGUCAACCAACAGCGGUCUUAUUGGCUGGGUGCCUCACUGCGACACACUCCAUACUCUUAUCCGCGACUACCGGGACAAGAAAAAAAUUCUUCUUAACAUCGAACACCGGAUUAUGCUACGAAUGGCUCCUGACUAUGACCAUUUGAUGCUGAUGCAGAAGGUCGAAGUGUUUGAACACGCAUUGGAGCACACACACGGCGAUGAUUUAUCGCGGUUACUCUGGUUAAAAUCACCUUCAAGUGAAGCCUGGUUUGAUCGCCGUACCAACUACACACGUUCACUCGCAGUGAUGUCAAUGGUCGGUUACAUUCUAGGUCUAGGAGAUCGUCAUCCGUCAAAUCUGAUGUUAGAUCGUCUGAGUGGUAAAAUUUUACACAUUGAUUUUGGCGAUUGCUUUGAAGUUGCAAUGACUCGCGAAAAGUUUCCUGAAAAAAUUCCAUUCAGGCUCACGAGGAUGCUGAUAAACGCAAUGGAAGUCACCGGGAUUGAAGGCACAUACAGAAGAACCUGCGAAUCAGUAAUGUCUGUUCUCCACCGGAACAAAGACAGUCUGAUGGCCGUGCUCGAAGCUUUUGUCUACGAUCCUCUGCUCAACUGGAGACUGAUUGACAACAAUGCGACCAAGAGCAAGCGAUCUGACACCCAGAGUAUUAAUACUAGCUGCAGUCAAGAGCACGGAGACAUUCUGGACUCCAUGAACUCAACUUUACCUAAAAAAGGUGGGCCUUUGAGUGGCGAGAGCGGCAACGCCGACGUCAACCAGCCCGAAGCUUUGAAUAAAAAGGCUCUGGCCAUCACCACUAGGGUACGGGACAAAUUAACAGGACGUGAUUUCUCACACGAUGAAACUCUGAGUGUUCAACGGCAAGUUCAGCUGCUUAUUCAACAGGCGACUAACAAUGAAAAUUUAUGUCAAUGCUACAUCGGAUGGUGUCCGUUCUGGUAAAUUGAUAAUGAUAAUGUUUUAUUAUCAAUAAUACACUUGAUGCUUGGUAACAAAAAAAAAAUUAUUACUAUUAUUAAAGCAACGUUAAAUUUACUCAUGCACUGCAGCGAUAAUUGCUUACAAAAAAAAUUACCUCAAUGCUGUAAAUAUAAAUUUUUUUAAAAAUGGGUAAGCCUUCUGUAUAUAAAUUUAUUUGUAAUUGCAUUAAAACAAUUAACAUUGUAAAGUAGUUAAUCUGUAAUAUUAAAAAAAAAUUAAUAAUUAAAUAAUUUUUAUUUAAUAUCAAAUAAAAUUAAAUGCUUAAAUAUUGGAUUUUAUAUUUUUUUUUAUAAAAUAUUUUAUCAUUAAAUUAUUAUGGCAUAAAUAUAUUAUGCGUGUGAAUUGAAGUGGUCGUUAAAAAUUAUAAAAUACCUGGGGAAUUUGGUUUUUUCUUUUUAAGUUAAAAGAAUACGUGUCUCAGGAAGAUCCAAGUUUAUUUUCCGAUACAGUCGCGGUUUUUUAAAAAUAUCUCAUUAAAUAUGCAGAUUACAGGCAAAAGUAAUAGGGACAAUUUUGUAGGGAAUUAAAUUCUUGACAAAAAAGGUCAUAUUGAUUUUUUU
Microplitis demolitor is the source of this 8052-nucleotide messenger RNA. It is a transcript of the gene Tor, whose product is annotated as serine/threonine-protein kinase mTOR. The record is from RefSeq and is a predicted model, not a curated record. NCBI's taxonomy places the organism in Eukaryota, Metazoa, Arthropoda, Insecta, Hymenoptera, Braconidae. The transcript is spliced from 3 exons. The coding region runs from base 101 to 7453 and encodes 2450 amino acids. Gene Ontology annotation, cellular component: nucleus; TORC1 complex; TORC2 complex. Gene Ontology annotation, biological process: TOR signaling; protein phosphorylation; negative regulation of macroautophagy. Gene Ontology annotation, molecular function: protein serine/threonine kinase activity; protein binding; protein-containing complex binding.